AUGCAACAAAAAUGGGAUAAACAAACACUUGAGCUGUCGGAGGUCGAGCUGAGGUUCGACGUCUUCUUCUUUCCUGUCCCGCCAUCCCUUGGUCAGUUUGGGUCGAGGUCGCCAGUUUGUGUAGGGGAAGGAGUGGGCAAGGUCCUGCAGAGUAGUGGUGUUUUGGCGGGGAUGUCAAGCUGGGAUGAGGGCUUUAUUCUAGUAUUUCUAGUUGUUCCCAAACACAACGGUAUUAUAGUCAUUUCAGACAGUAAGAAGGGCAGAACUGGACAUGCUCAGUCAACCAGGGCCCCGUCCGAACCUAAUGUUUGCCACCUGGAGGGAAUAAGACGCUACUCCGGGCCUGAGGCUCGGGAAGCCCGAACUAUUUUCCCGCUUCAUCCCUCGCUCUUUUUACUUAGCCGACUGCAAAAUUCGUAUGAUAUGCCCAUUAAUGCUACCUACAUUUAUGCCUCUGAUAUUUUUGCAGUGAAGUUGAGAUUGGAGCUCUUUACGGCCAAUGUUAUGGCUUGGAUUGUCGAUGGCCGAGGAAUAGCGAAAAAGGUGAAAAGUGCUGGCUUGCCCUAUCAAAUAAACGAUUGUGGAGCUAAUCGGCAAUGCCCCAACUGCCAGCAUGUCAUUGACAAUAGUGAUGUUUGUGUUGAUUGGCCUGGUCUUCCUGCUGGGGUAAAAUUUGACCCAUCUGAUGUUGAGCUGUUAGAACAUUUGGCCGCGAAACGUGGGGUUGGGGGUGCAAAACCCCACGUGUUAAUUGAUGAAUUUAUCCCUACACUUGAAGGUGAAGAGGGCAUUUGUUACACUCAUCCAGAGAAUCUUCCCGGAGCGAAGAAAGACGGGACUAGCGUCCACUUCUUUUACAGAAUCAUCAACGCAUACUCUAUCGGUCAGCGCAAGCGCAGAAGAAUACAUGACCAAGACAACAUAAUAAAUUCUCAUGUUCGUUGGCACAAAACCGGAAUAACCAAACCCGUGACUGACAACGGUAUUCAAAAGGGUUUUAAAAAAAUAAUGGUCUUGUAUGCGACGUCUAAGAGGAGAUCGAAGCCCAGUAGGUGUCAUUGGGUUAUGCAUCAGUUUCAUCUUGGAACUCACAAGGACGAGACUGAAGGGGAGCUUGUGGUCUCGAAAAUAUUUUACCAGCCGCAGAAGGAGAAUGACAAAAACGAGACGUGCUCUGUGACUGAAGAAUGUGAUGUAGCCACUGGUCAAGUGAUCCCAAAAACUCCAAUGACAAAUACUCCCCACCCUCCUCGACCAGAAAAUACUCCUCCUUCUGACUAUGUCUCGAGUGAUUAUUUCGUGCAGCCGUUUGUCCAGGACAAGGAAUAUCCCAAGGAGCCUCUUAAUCAUCUUUUGCCUGAUUCUCAAACUGGAAAUGAAAUGGGUUAUGCCACCUGUUUGGAUGGAAACUCUGAAGUGGUCGAUCUUAGGCGAGCUGACUCCCUUUUGUGUGACGAGAUAAUUGAUUCAUAUAUGACUUGGGGUGAUCUGAAACCAAAUAUCUCCUCCUUGACUCAAUCCAGUGUCAAUGUAAGUGGUUCAUCACAUCAGAAAUAUGGAAAUGUUUCCUGUGAUGUUAGUGAUCUCGACAACUUGUUGCUCGAUACUCCACCAGAUUUUCAGCUUAGUGAUUUGCAGUUUCCAUCUCAGGAUAGCGUGUUUGAUUUGUUGGACCGGUUAUAAACGAUGACAAGCACCCAAUUUUCCACCCUCAUGAGAGUGCUUAAAUUAAAGAAAAAAAAAAGCAAUGAGAAAACAAAUGAAUUAAACAUUUACCAGGAUUGAUAGCAUCAUCAACAAAACUUGAAAGCUGUUUCUUAAGUUGAAAUUUGGUAAUUCAGAUGUCAAAGUUAAUAUUUUUGUGGCUUGGCCUUGUUGAUUUGUCUCUGCUAUCGAGAUUUUCAAAUGCUUAUAUGUAUGUUUUCCGCUGUUA
Striga asiatica is the source of this 1933-nucleotide messenger RNA. Lineage: Eukaryota; Viridiplantae; Streptophyta; Magnoliopsida; Lamiales; Orobanchaceae. The record is from the annotation of a GenBank genome assembly.